GUACUUGAUGCUAAACGGAAAACCUUCUUCCUAAUCAAACUCGAGUGUUGGUUCCGUCCCGAAGUUUGCGUCCUCUCUCUCUCUCUCUCUCUCUAUCUAUCUCUCUCUCUCGUUCCGAAUUCUAGGGUUAUUCGAUUUGGGAAUCAAGUCUCGGAUCCGAUUCCUGAUAUCGAGCUCCGAGACGAUGUCGCAGAACGGGAAACUGAUGCCAAAUCUCGACCAAAACAGCACUAGGCUUCUCAAUCUCACCGUUCUUCAGCGAAUCGAUCCCUACAUCGAGGAAAUUCUCAUCACCGCAGCUCAUGUUACCUUCUACGAAUUCAACAUCGAGCUCAGCCAAUGGAGCCGUAAGGAUGUAGAAGGAUCUCUGUUCGUCGUGAAAAGGAGUACACAACCUCGGUUUCAGUUUAUUGUGAUGAACCGUCGAAAUACGGACAAUUUGGUGGAGAAUCUCCUGGGAGAUUUCGAAUAUGAAGUCCAGGGUCCAUAUUUACUUUACAGAAAUGCAGCUCAAGAAGUUAAUGGUAUUUGGUUCUACAACAAACGUGAGUGCGAGGAGGUGGCUAAUCUAUUUGACAGGAUAAUAAAUGCAUAUUCCAAGGCAAAUCAGAAGCCAAAGGCAUCAUCUUCAAAGAGGGAGUAUGAAGAGCUGGAAGCUGUUCCUACAAUAGCACUGAUGGAUGGUCCGCUGGAACCAUCUUCGACAACUGCCUCCACCACUGCCGAUAUUCCUGAUGAUCCCGCUUUCGUUAACUACUUUAGUUCAGCAAUGGCUCUUGGGAACACCACUUCAACUACCCCGGCAUCCGGACAACCAUUUCAGCCUCCACCCGCAAUUCCUCGCCCCCCAAACAAUGCUCCUCCAACCUCUGCAGCUCCAUAUAUGAAGCCACCGCCAAUACUGUCAUCAUCAUCCACUCCUCUAAUGCCACUUCCCAAAAACACUGAUCCAGGCAACAACACGAACAUGCCGACUAAUCUGGUGAAGCCAUCGACUUUCUUUGCCCCUCCACCGUCUUCUUCCUCCAGAACGAUGCCCCCACCUGUUAUUACCCCUUCUUCCUCUGUUCCCAAGGCAAAUCACCAGCGGCCAUAUGGUGCACCGUUGCUUCAGCCAUUCCCACCGCCGAAUCCGCCGCCAUCUCUCGCCCCCAACUAUGGCCCAGUGGUCACAAGAGAGAAAGUCAGAGAAGCCCUUUUGGUGCUUGUUCAGGACAAUCAGUUCAUAGACAUGGUGUACAGAGCUCUGCAAAAUGCUCACCAUCAUCAUCCAUAAAAGACACGAAGACACGAGCCAUUGUUGUGCUUCUGCUGCAGUUUGAGUUUUUGUUUUGUUUUGUUUUUUGUGGUUUGAUUUAGAGUGUUAGGUUCGGAUUCUAUCACUAAAUGUUGUACGAACCAAACUGUAUAGAAUAAUUGGAAAACAAAUUUCUUUUGCGUUUU
Molecule: messenger RNA, 1443 nt
Organism: Tarenaya hassleriana
Lineage: Eukaryota; Viridiplantae; Streptophyta; Magnoliopsida; Brassicales; Cleomaceae
Product: mRNA-decapping enzyme-like protein
Exons: 8
Coding region: 185-1276 (363 amino acids)
Biological process (GO): deadenylation-independent decapping of nuclear-transcribed mRNA; positive regulation of catalytic activity; deadenylation-dependent decapping of nuclear-transcribed mRNA
Cellular component (GO): P-body
Molecular function (GO): enzyme activator activity; mRNA binding
Source: RefSeq, a predicted model, not a curated record